UUUGGAGAGAUAAGGUGGAAGAGAGGACUCAACGUAACUUCAUGUUUUUAUCCCUCUCCAAAAGGGGAUCCACAGACUUAUCAGCCGGGUGUCCAGUUAUCGUUGAGUCGAAGGAAGAGUCUCAGUGGGUUAGUUGACUCCCGGUCUCUUGGUCGUCGGACAGCCUGCCGUCCAUCCAAUGUGCGUAAAAGGGCUCUAUUUCCUCACCGUCCUGUCUGGACUCGCAGCUUCAGGCGUGCUGCAGGUCAGCGGGAUGCGUGUAUACACCAACGGGGACAUGGAGGCCGUCAACGGGACGGAUGUUCGUCUGAAAUGCACAUUCCAGAGCUCCGCUGCCAUCAACCCCAACACCAUCGUCAUCUCCUGGAGCUUCAGACCCCUCAAACCAGGCCGAGAAGAGUCGGUGUUCUACUACCAUCAGCGGGCAUAUCCUCCGUUAGAGGGCAUUUUCAGGAAGCGUGUCAGUUGGGACGGCGACGUCAUGGGCCGUGAUGCCUCCAUCGUACUUCAGCAGGUCAAGUUCACCUACAACGGCACUUACAUCUGCCAGGUCAAGAACCCGCCGGAUGCCCACGGCACGGUUGGAGAGAUUCGACUCCGUGUCGUCGCCACAGCCUCUUUCUCCGAACUUCUCCUCCUGGCGCUGGCCGUCGGGGGCGGCAUCGCCGCUGUGGUCAUCCUCCUCAUCAUCAUUAUGUCCUGCAGGCGGUGCAAGAAGAGGAGACAGAGACAGCAUGAAGGGAACGAGGAGGCUCCCCGCAAAGAGAGAAAAGACCCCACUGUGUGGUAAGACCAAGAGAAAGACAGAAUGGGGUGGAAGAAGGGGACAGAGAGAGGAACCGAAGAAUUUCACACUUCCUCUCUCGCUCUUUGUUCAACUGUGGGGAUCGGGGCAUGUGGCGCUCCUUCUUGGGGUCUGGGGCUCUUUUCCUUCUGGACGUUUCACCUCCACCUUCCACUCCAACCGCAGUCUUUGGAUCCCAAACCUGGACCAUAGAUGAUGGGCAGCUGUCACUAACCAGAUAUAAAUUAAGAAAGUGCCUUUGUAUAGGAUGCUAGAUACAGAACUUAAGCCAGACUGUUGUGUAGCUUUUAUGAUGUCACCACGUGCCUUUCACUUCUAGAGAGAAACAACUAUAUUAUCAGUUCAUCUUUGCCGGUUCAGCUAAAUGGGCUUCAAAAACACAUUUCCUGUUUAGAGUAAAUGUUUUGAUGAUGUAGAGGUCGAACAAUGGUAUAUUCCUGCUGUUUAUUUCCUUUCUAAUACAUUUCGAACCCCAACAAUGCAGUACAAGCCGCAUGUUUGAUAUAUU
Molecule: messenger RNA, 1313 nt
Organism: Anarrhichthys ocellatus (wolf-eel)
Lineage: Eukaryota; Metazoa; Chordata; Actinopteri; Perciformes; Anarhichadidae
Product: myelin protein zero-like protein 2
Exons: 4
Coding region: 179-790 (203 amino acids)
Biological process (GO): cell-cell adhesion
Cellular component (GO): plasma membrane
Source: RefSeq, a predicted model, not a curated record